Molecule: messenger RNA, 1623 nt
Organism: Neolamprologus brichardi
Lineage: Eukaryota; Metazoa; Chordata; Actinopteri; Cichliformes; Cichlidae
Gene: rbfox1
Product: RNA binding fox-1 homolog 1
Biological process (GO): regulation of alternative mRNA splicing, via spliceosome; nervous system development
Cellular component (GO): cytoplasm; nucleus
Molecular function (GO): mRNA binding
Source: RefSeq, a predicted model, not a curated record
CUUGAAAGCAGAAAACACUCUGGUCUCCAUCGUAUGAAGCUGGCUGCCGUUUUGAAGCUCCAUCUUUCAGUUUCUCUCUUUUCCAGCUUUCUUUUUCUUUCCUGCUCUCUCUCUCCCUCAUACUGCUGUUGUCUUUCUGCCUUGUUUCUCAGAGAGGGUUGUGCAUCUGUGGGGGUUUGUGUUGUAGGCUAGGGGAGGAAACAUGCAGCAUCCUGGAGGAACAUGUGUAGCAUUACCCAACGUGGAUGCCUGUCCUCAGCUGUCCUGUGCAGCCCUCACCUUCAUGUACUUACAGCAGGCUAACCAGGACUUACCAGCUCCCCCAGACCCGUCCAUGGCCCAGGCGUUCCCAUCAGCCCCAUUUGCUCCCACACCCCAGACCAUUCCAGCUGACUUUACAGCUUCACAUGCCGAUCCACAUCAACACCCACACCAGAACCCAGCAGCACCACAGGACUACACUGGGGUCCAGGGGUCCAUCAGUGACUGUCCACUCCAUAUGUACCAGUCCUCCCAGAACCACAAUGAGCACAGUGGAUCAGACUCUGUCAGUCAGACAGUAACUGGCACAGCCACACAAACAGAAGAUCAAACAGACAGUUGUCCAUUCACAGAGUUGGUACCUGAAAGCACACACAACAAGGCCCAACCAAAGAGACUUCAUGUCUCCAACAUCCCCUUCAGGUUCAGAGACCCAGACCUCAGGCAAAUGUUUGGGCAAUUUGGCAAAAUUUUAGACGUGGAAAUCAUCUUCAACGAACGCGGUUCUAAGGGUUUUGGUUUUGUAACAUUCGAGCAUUGCGUGGAUGCAGACAGGGCAAAAGAGAAAUUACACGGCACCGUGGUAGAAGGUCGUAAAAUAGAGGUCAACAAUGCAACAGCCCGUGUAAUGACAACUAAGAAGACUGUCAGCCCAUAUGCAAACGGCUUGAAAUUCAAUCCAGUCGUUAGCGCUGUCUCCAUCCCAGAAUUCUAUGCAGUACCAGGAUUUCCGUGCCCAGCACCCACUGCAGCAGCAGCAUACAGAGGAACUCACCUACGAGGUCGGGGACGGACUGUGUACAACACAUUCAGGGCAACUGGACCAGCUCCCUAUGUCCCAGCAUGUGGAGGUGUUGUUUACCAGGAUGGAUUUUAUGGUGCAGAUAUUUAUGGCUGUUACACUAACUACAGACAUGCCCAGCCUACUGCUGCCACAGCUGAUGCAUACAGCGACAGUUACGGACGAGUAUAUGCUGCCGACCUUUACAGCCACACACUCUCUCCAGUAACCACAUUCAGCAUUGGUGCUAUGAAUGCAUUUGCCCCACUGACAGAUGCCAAAACUCGGAGCCAUGGUGAUGAUGUGGGGCUGGUGCUGUCUUCCCUCCAGGCUAGUAUAUAUCGAGGAAGCUACAGUCGCUUUGCACCCUAUUAGCAACACCUCCAACCUAUACUCAACCAUCCAACAGAACAGAAAAAAGUGUGUGUGCAUGGAAGUGUGUGAAUGUGUGAGAAAAUAGAGUGAUAUUACUGCGGGCUGGGUAUUGCAAUACAUGAAGUUUGUGCAUUCAAUUCAGUUCAAUUCAAUUUUAUUUAUAUAGCGCCAAAUCACAACAAAAGUCACCUCAAGGUGCUUCAUAG